CAGCUCUACAAAUAGUCUGGCGCUGUGGUGGUUUGUUUUUGAUAAAAUGAUUGCGGAAAAGAUAUCAGAUUUGCUCGAUUUUAACGUUCCUGAAUUUAAAUAUGAGCAGUUCCGCGAUGUUCUUUUGCGGAUGCGAGGGCUUCGGCGCUACAGCUUCUGCGUGGAUGCCCAGUCCGACUCAGAUGUGGACAAGUUCCGGGAGGCAAUUAUGAGACUACUGGAUGGCUACCUGACUCUGGAGGAAGUGACCUCGCUAUACACGGUGUCCGUUCUGAUGUUCCUGCUGGUGGAAAAGGAGCGACCACGCCAGUGCAAUGAACGCCUGGAGCUGCUCAAUGCCAGCUUCAAUUAUUCCGACACACUGAAGCCAACAAUGGUCCACUAUGCCACUGUUUCCAUGCUGGAAUGCCUUAAGCUGACACCAUGCAAAGAAGAGCACGGUUACAUCUACAUGCUGGAGGCGAUGCCACAUAUCCUGGUGGCCUGCGACACAGGCAAGAUGAUCGCCCUCGGAUUGCUGCGAGCCUUCAUAGGCGCCCUGUCCAACACCUCCUUGGUCCUGCACAUUUAUCGUAACCUGUGGGAGGUCUAUAACAUGGUUAAAUCAAUCAGCCAAGACACAAUCCUAGCGGAUUGGUCACUGUGUAGGACGUACAUCCUAGUCAAAUCCUUUGCUCUACUCAUGAGCUCGACGGCCUUCAACUCGCGUAAUCUGGGGCUGAGGCAGGCGGGCUACCAGGGAUUUGAAAUGCCGCCCAUAGCCACAGAAAUCUCGGAAUGGUUUACGGCGUUGCGCGACAAGAUCGAGGAGAAGCACACAAAUCUCUCAAGUAAAUUGGGUUUUAAGCUGGUGCGUUUUAUAGACCAAAAUAUAUUGAGAUAUUUGACUGAAGAGAACAACGAAUCUACCUCGGAGGUGGGCAUUGAGACAGUUGCGUAGUGUAUGUGUAAUUAUAGUUUAUUUGUUAUCAAUUAGUACAUAAAGCAUAAGCUAUAGAUUCGA
Drosophila obscura is the source of this 1003-nucleotide messenger RNA. RefSeq lists its product as uncharacterized. The transcript is spliced from 4 exons. Lineage: Eukaryota; Metazoa; Arthropoda; Insecta; Diptera; Drosophilidae. The record is from RefSeq and is a predicted model, not a curated record. The coding region runs from base 47 to 940 and encodes 297 amino acids.